ACGACAUAAACCUUACACUGAUGGAAACCUACCUUUGUUGUGUGCUUUUUUUAAACGUCUUGAUUUUUAAAAUUCCUUUCCAAUAUUUUAAUUAAUAAUAAGACAUAAAAAAAUAAGUAAAAGAAGUAUUUAAUUUGCAAAGUACUGCGAGCGUUUGGAUUGCGAUGAAAUUUAAAGAUCGGUUUCAAGACGGAAUAUGAAUCCGACGGUUAUCAAACCGCAAACGCUCGGACUACGAAUGCAAUUCUGACCCCUGGGAAAGAAAUUUUUAAAAAAUAAUGUUGGAAUGGGCCGUUGGAAGGUUAGACCAUUUAUUAAUCGCUUAAAAGAAUUUAAUUUUUUCCAUUUGAAGCUCCAUUGCAUAUAAAUGUUUAGAUCUGCAAUGAGACCCCCAAACCAACCGUCAACGUUUGUUAACGAUGCUGAAAAUUGCAUCUCGUCAGACCGUGCUGCAGCAGUUUCAGCCGAAGAUGUCGAGGUAGACAAUUCUCAUCAUGUUUUGCUCAAAAUUGCAACACUCUAUGCUGACAAAUUGAUGAACGACAUAAGUCUCAUAGUCGGCGGGAUCGAAUAUCCGGCUCACAGGCUUAUCCUGUGCGCUUCCAGCGAUGUGUUCCAGGUUAUGCUUAUGAACCCACAGUGGAGUGAAUCGCACGAGAGCAGAGUCGUGUUACAAGAAACUCCAGCUUGUGCUGAAAUAUUUGGUCAAUUCUUGAGGUAUUUUUACACCGGCCAGAUAAAAAUCAACCAUAAAAUAGUCACACCUCUUUUGGCCCUUUCUGACAAAUACAACGUAAAGGAUCUUACCAACCUUUGUAUAGAGUACAUGUGCAGCCACAUAGCCUUAGCUGCUUCAAACAAUCAACUUGUUACCUGGUUCCAAUAUACCUUAUCUAUCGGACACCAUAUCGUAGCUUAUGUUUGCCAAAAUUUUUUAAAAUGGAAUUUUGAGUUAGUUGCAAAGAGUAAAGAUUUUGCAAAUUGCACUCAUGAAAUUCUGUCCAAGUUGCUACAGUGGAAUGAUUUAGUCGUUACAAAUGAAAUAACAUUGUAUAAUUAUGCGGUGGUAUGGCUUGAACAUCAGAGGCAAACACUUAUCGAAGAGGGUCUUACGGGUGACAACUUAGAAUUUUAUAUGAAAAAUCUAGUUCAGGAAAUUAUGUCCCACAUUAGAUUUCCAAUGAUGACUCCAAGGCAACUUGCUGAGCUUCUCCUUAGCCCGCUUACAACAAAAUAUAAAGAGUUUUUCAUUGAAAGAAUGGCAAUAGGGAUGGCUUUUCAUUCUGAUCAGCGUGAAAGAGUUCUUGAGGUUGCAAGAAGCGAAGCUGGAAAAUUGCAGUUUACCCCUAGAUUGUACACCGCAGACACUUUCAGCUCUACGCUCUGUGUAGAUAAUUUUUCAUCGAUGCCAUUCUACCAAACGAGAACGCUUGUCUUCUCUUCCCAUUCAGGCUUAGCUGAACAUAUGGGUGACAAACCAUGUGACUGGGUAAUUGAUUUAUACCCAAAAGGAGUUUGGUUUCCAAAGUGUUUUCUCAUCGUGUGGCAGGGGACUGUCGAGUUACCCGAGAGCAUACUUUGUUCAGUCAGACUCUCAAUUACUUGUAGAGAUGUCACAGAAGAUUAUCUCAGGGUAAAAAUUGGAGUGCUUAUUGUGGGUCUACAGGACGGUACUGAGCACGUUGUCAAUGUAGUUGAGAAAAACCAUUAUUUCAGCAAGGAUGAUAGAGUCUUGAACAUAGAUAAUAUCAUACCUUUUGAUGACUUAAACUUAAGGCUUAUUAAAAGCGAUGGACAUAAGCGACCACCUUACACUUACCUAGUCGGGCUUAACAAAGAUUGCCUCAAAGUUCAUAUUGUCAUCGCUCCGUUGUCAGAUGUCUCGAGUAUAGAACCACAAAAAGAUUACUUCUUCCAUAACCGAGGGAGGUAGCAAAGACUUAAUUUAUAAUUGUAUUAUUUGUAAUUUACAUAAUAUUGACUAUGAAAGAAAUCUUCAUUCAAUGAGACGUCAAAAUACUAAGUUGAUAUUUUCAGAAUUGUCUUCCUUAAAAUAAUUUUGGAAAUAAUAUGAGUCAAUUGUAUUCCAAAUAAAAAAGGAAGUCUUAGGGAAUGUUAAUUAAUUUUAAACGCGUAAGAUUUUUAUUUUCUUCAAGCAUUCUUAAAUACAUCGUAGAUGUAUAAAAUGUCGAUAAUUGUUCUCAAUUAUACAGGUAAUGUACUGCAAUUUAUCAAAACCAAAUUUUUGAGCAGUAUAAAGUGGGAUCAAGCUCCGCACAAAAUUAACAUUACAACACUGUCAAAAUAAAAAUAAAUAAAAAAGUAGACAAUGGACAGCAUUCAUCAUGAUUGAUGUAGUCAAAUGUACAUAAAAUGUGUUUUGCAUAAUUUUAAACGUUGAAUGAACCAUUGUUACAUGAUAUGUAUGUGUGAAAAAGGCUGUAAAUGUUAUUUAAAAAAAUUAUUGAGACUUAACUAUUAUAUGUUGUUUGUUUAUUUG
This is a messenger RNA of Cimex lectularius (bed bug), 2500 nucleotides long. RefSeq names its product BTB/POZ domain-containing protein 17 (gene Tango10). The record is from RefSeq and is a predicted model, not a curated record. The transcript is spliced from 9 exons. Bases 368 to 1933 code for a protein of 521 amino acids. Lineage: Eukaryota; Metazoa; Arthropoda; Insecta; Hemiptera; Cimicidae. Gene Ontology annotation, molecular function: protein binding.